AUGAACUCAGAACAAGCUAAAUCAGGAUUUUCAAAUAAAUAAUUGAAUAGUGAUGAAACAUAAAGAGUUGGUGAAUGUAUUAAUCAUAAACGAUAACUUGAAGCCUUCUGUACAAUUUGUCAUGUGUAGUAAUUUCAAUAUAUAAUAGAUUAAUAUGUCCAACAUGUCUUAUGUUUGGAGAUCAUAAAGGACAUUUAGUUGAUUAAAUGGAUAAGGCAACAAAAGAUUUAAGAACAUAAAUGGAUACAGCUGCAAAAGAAGGAUUAUUAAAAUUAGAAAAAACAGAAACUGUUCUUGUAGAUAUUAGACAUACAAAACUUACAUUUGAAGAAUCAAAAUAAAAAGUAUUAAAAGAAGUUGAAUAAACUUUUACUAAAAUAUUUUAAUUAAUAAAAUAAAGAAAAGAUGAAGUUGUUAAUUUGAUAAAUCAGCAUUAUGAAUUAUAAGUUAACAAUAUUGAUACAUAAGAAUAAAUUUGGAUGGAUAAAUAAUCUAGAGCUUAUGAUGUUAUUAAACUAGCCAAAUCAUCUAAUGAUUAAUAAUUAUUAGAGAAAGCAACAUAUAUUUUGGAAAGUAUCUCUUCAUUCUAUAAUAAUAAAAGGCUUAGAUAUUUUGAGAUAAACACCCACUUAUAAAAAUGUAUACAUUGUUAAUUCUAUUGAUACCACUUUUAAUACAAAUAAUAUAUCAUUAAAUUUAUCUGAGUUUUAGAAAGGAUUGUAGAAUUGGAUCAAAUUAGGUGAAUCUGUCUUAAUACAAUUCAAAUGUUGA
Messenger RNA from Paramecium primaurelia, 771 nucleotides. The record is from the annotation of a GenBank genome assembly. NCBI's taxonomy places the organism in Eukaryota, Ciliophora, Oligohymenophorea, Peniculida, Parameciidae.